Lichtheimia ornata is the source of this 1521-nucleotide messenger RNA. RefSeq lists its product as uncharacterized. Lineage: Eukaryota; Fungi; Mucoromycota; Mucoromycetes; Mucorales; Lichtheimiaceae. The record is from RefSeq and is a predicted model, not a curated record. The transcript is spliced from 3 exons. Bases 1 to 1521 code for a protein of 506 amino acids.
AUGACAGCAGUAUCUUUGAAGAAGAGUAACAGGGAUAGUACUGCCUCUUGGUCUCCAUUAACAACUGCUGCUGGUGCAAGGGGAGACGACGACGCUACUUCACAAAAGAGUUCCACUUCAGCAGCCAACGACAACAAUGAGCCCCAUGAGACAAUGACAGACACACCUUCUCGAGAUUACACGACCAUUCCAAUACAAGUCUCGACGGACGACACAGCAACAACAGACAAUAAUGAUACGACAGCAGCUACAGCUACAGCAACCACACCUACUUCGCUUUCUCCCGAGCCAGCCAACAGCGACAAUGCCAGCAGCCAACCUGAUAGGAAAAACGAUGCAAAAGUACCCAAUAUUAUCAGAGUCAAGUCUCUUCCAUUCUAUCGUGGUGGUGUACGUCCUCGCCAUGCCAAGAUUGUGCGAUUCAUUGGACGAUGUGGAUUUGUGGCAAAAGGAGUGGUCUAUGGUAUUAUUGGGGUCUUGAUCUUGACCAAUGUAUCUGGUGCAUGGACGCCUAAUGGAAGUCAAGGAAAUGAAUCUCCUCAGGGUGCGUUUCUUUUGUUGGGAGGUAUUCCUGCGAUUGGUCGACCUAUUCUAGUAGUCAUGGCCAUUGGAUUAAUCACCUAUCUGGUUUGGAGGUUUUGGGAAGCUAUCACUGGACAAGCAUUCGAUGCCAUGUUGAGCAAGCGCACCAACUUUUUUCGAUAUCGGCUAUCACCCAUUGUGAGCGGCGGCGUCUAUUGUGCUUACUUGUAUUAUCUCAUCCAAAUGAUAUACCAAACCAACGAAGAGCAACAAAAGACAGCAUCCAGUAACGAGUUUCCGGCAUCCUUCACUGAUACAACCGUUGGAAGUGCGUUUGUUGGCGUGUUUGGGGUGGCCUUUAUGAUUGCAUUUGCAACUCAAAUUCAAAAUGCGGUUACUGGCAACUUUAUACCGGAUCUCAAAACCUCAGCGCCUGAUGCUCGAAAAUGGGAAGCACGUAUCGUGAAUCUAUCAGGACGUAUCGGAUUUGGAGGAAGAGCUGCCAUGUUUGGUACCUUGUCUGGCUUUUUUUGGGAUUCACUUGCUAAGCGUAAUGAAUCGGGCAAUGUCAAUGUGGUGGCAGCAGCUAUAUCAAAGUUGGCUACACAUGAUGGUGGCAAGGCAUUCAUGGUUCUUCUCGGCUUGGGACUCAUCAUUUACGGCCUUUUUGCCAUCGCCAAUGCAUACUACAAAUACUUUCCUACUCCGCCCCCAUCACGCAUUAACAUGUACCAGCUGAUUACCGAAGAAGAUGACAAUGACAUGAAUAGCCAGGAACAAGAUGAGCCGAACAAUGAACCCAAUCAUGGAACCUCGUGGUGGCGCAGAUUAUGGGAUAAACGGCAUCCAAAACGUUCUCAGCAGCAAUGUAACAAUGAAAAAGGAGGAGGGGAAGAGAACCAUGUCGAGGCUACUACUACAACAAUACCAAAUGGCAGGCCACAUCACCAUGAUUCCCAAGACGGUGCAUCCACCAAUACCAACGAUGCUAUUGUUUGA